Molecule: messenger RNA, 677 nt
Organism: Photinus pyralis (common eastern firefly)
Lineage: Eukaryota; Metazoa; Arthropoda; Insecta; Coleoptera; Lampyridae
Exons: 2
Coding region: 146-559 (137 amino acids)
Molecular function (GO): odorant binding
Source: RefSeq, a predicted model, not a curated record
CAUCAUCAAUUCGUUGUACUGGAGAAAUAGCAAAACAACUUUUCCCCUGGCAUUCCCAGAAGAUAUGGUUAUCAAGAUUCUUCAAUCUCGACAAUAUAAAUAGUGUUCGCAAUAGGAAAAUGUCAAUCGCCGCGAUUUAGCAAAAAUGAACACACUUCUCAUGCCAGUGAUUGUUUCACUGAGUGUCUUUCUCAGUUCCGCAUACGAUCAAUCGGGUCUGGAAGGGCGCGACUAUGAGUGCAUGAAAGAGUUAAACCUUACGGUAGACUUCGUGGUCAACGGGUUCGAUGAGUAUAAUUUCUUGAGAGAGGGCGACCCAGAACUCAACGCAUUUCUCAAUUGCACGUGGCGCAAGGCUGGAUAUCUCACAACGGAGGGUCAAAUUAAUCCUGACGGAUUGAAGGCGUGGUUGGAAGUCGAUUUGAUACAAAAGAAACCUGGAAUUAAAACUACGGCCGAAGACCUUGUGAGGCCAUGUCAGUCGAUCAGGGGCGAUGAUCCUGGAGAUACUGGCAUUAAAGUUUACAACUGCAUUGUAAGAACCCUGUGGGGUGUCUAAAUAUUUAUUUUUUUUCACAACGGUCAAGAGUUCAGUUGAAAUUGAAAUUUUAUGUUUUUUUUAAAUAAACAAAUCACAUCUACAUCGAAUUUUUCAAUUUUAAAUUCGGCUGGGCUAA